Dovyalis caffra is the source of this 612-nucleotide messenger RNA. The record is from the annotation of a GenBank genome assembly. Lineage: Eukaryota; Viridiplantae; Streptophyta; Magnoliopsida; Malpighiales; Salicaceae.
AUGUACGGUAUCCAAGUCCUCGGAUCUCUUAGAUUAAAUACAGGUGGUGGUGGUGGAGGUGCUAAUGAAGGGAUAUUCGGUAUCCAUGUUCUUGGAUCUCCUAGAUUAAAUGCCGGUGGAGGUGGUGGCUGGAACAGAGGUGGGGCUGGUGGAAGGGGUGGAAAUGGGAAGGGCAAAGGUGGUGGGCUUGGACGUUGUACGGGAGGAAAGGGCAGAAAUGGAAUCGGUGGCAAUGGAGGAAAAGGUAUUGAUGGAAUUGGUGGGAAUGGAGGGAAGGGAAGUGAAGGAAAUGGUGGCAAGGGAGGGAAGGGUAAAGGGGGCAGUGGUGGCAAAUUAGGCAAAGGAGGCCACGGGAAAUUAUCCUGCUUUGACUUGACUGAUAUCUCGUUUGUUGACAUCUUUAAACCAGGAACAUCGCAGACUGGAGAUGAGCUCGCUAUUAAACUUGCCUGGCAUAUUGAUUCAAUUGCCAAGCCCUCCACGCAGUCAACACCAUCAACCUCUGGCACUUCCAGCAUAUAUAUUCCAUAUCUAUCCGUUGUUCUGUUAACAGAGAACUCAAUCUUCUCACUAGUUGUUGGUGAGUUUGCUUUGAAUGUACAUUGGAUGUGA